Hirsutella rhossiliensis is the source of this 1698-nucleotide messenger RNA. Its product is annotated as putative glycoside hydrolase subgroup catalytic core protein. The transcript has 3 exons. Bases 1 to 1698 code for a protein of 565 amino acids. Lineage: Eukaryota; Fungi; Ascomycota; Sordariomycetes; Hypocreales; Ophiocordycipitaceae. The record is from RefSeq and is a predicted model, not a curated record.
AUGAGUCUCCUCGCUGUCUCUUUUGGGCUGCUGCUCCGUCUCGCUGCCGCGGACGGCACGGGCAACCACCCGGAAUGGCCUCGUUGGUGCGGCAAAGCGUACCAGCCCCACUUCGACCCCGGCGGCCAGACUGUCGAGCCGCCCGCGCUGCCCGGCGGCCCGGCCCUCGACGUGCGCUUCAAGCCACGCUACAGCAUCUACCUCGAGAGCGAGACGCGUGCAGAGUUCGUAGUUGAUGCCGACGUCUCAAAGUGGCACGGCCAGCCAUGGCCCGACCUGGGCACGCCCGGGACGGCACCUGCCGUCCACUUCAACAUCAGUCUCGUGUCUGGCGGUGGUGCCCUCGUCGCCGACAAGCUCGUCGUCGGCUCCAAAUCGAACCUGUUUGCCUUUAGUCUCGCCGCGCUCCAACCCAGCCUCGACCCCUACAAGGUCCUUCUCACAGGCACGGCCGAGCAUGGUGCGCCCAGCAUCACCGCCACCAGCGAGCUCUUUCUGCUGCCGGACAAGAAGACCGGCAGCGUCACUAGGCUUGAUAAUCUCAACGGCGGCAUCCUCUUCCGCAGUCGCGCGACGGGGGGGAGGUUUGAGCCGUUUAUGCCCUACGGCUUCUAUGCCUCAUGCGACAACUUCCUCUGUGAUCGGGACAACCUGAGCAAGAUCAAGGCAUACCACGACUUGGGACUCAACAGCAUGGUUUCGCUCACCACCAUCUUGGACUCGAGGCCGGCGUACGAGUACCUGGACAAGCUCGAUCUGAGGUUCAUGUACGACCUCCGCAGCUAUUACAAGAACCUGACGGCGGUGCGCCAACAGGUAUCAGCCGUCAAGGACUUUGAUGCCAUCUAUUCAUACUGGGGCUCAGACGAGCCGGACGGACAUCAGGACCCCUUCAACCUCGUCGUCGAGGCCCGGGAUGCCAUCCGCAAGAUUGACCCUUACCACCCCGUCUCCGUCACGCUCAACUGCCAAAACUACUACUUCAAGGAAUACUCGGCUGGAGCCGACUUCAUUAUGGAGGACGUCUACCCCGUGGCCAUCAACAGCACCUUUUCGAAAUGGGGCACGGCCUGUAACUCCACCUAUGGCGACUGCGGCUGCGACAACUGCCAGGGCGGCGUGGGUGACGUUGCUCGUCGGCUGGACCAUCUCGCGCGGUACGAGGAAUGGCUCGGUCUCUGGCCCAAGACCAAGGCGCACAAUCCGCAGAGCUUCCACGGCGAGGGCUACUGGCCGAGGGACCCGACGGAGGAGGAAGCGGUGGCAAUGAGUGCGCUAGCUUUCAAUCACGGCGCCAAGGCCAUCGCCUCGUGGGUGUGGCCGACGAGCGAUGUGCUGGCCAAAGUUCACGGCAGGUUUGCGCAUGCCGCUGCCAAGGAGCCGGUCCGUAGCAUGAUUACCGAGGGUCGAGCGAACAGGGUUCGAGUCGAGGGACCUGCGUCUGUCGACGUGGCUUACUGGACGGUGGAGGAGAAGCGUCAGGUUCUCUUGUCCGUCGUCAACGGAGGCUCGGAACCCUUCAACGGACUCGUCACCGUCCCGCUGCCAGCGCGGACAAUGCCACUGGCCAACGAGCGCGUCGUCUGGGGUAAUGGGACUUGGACGCUGGGCGACGGCGUGGUUCAACUUGGUGGCGUGGCUGCCAUGUCGACCAACAUGGUCAUUCUUAGUAUUGGCGGUGACGCUCACGAGAACUGA